ACCGAUAAGAUACCCCAUAAGCUCCUUCUUAUCGACACUUUUUCAUCAUCAGCACUUCGCCCCCACAACCUUACACAUUAACCAUAAUAAUAGAUAAUCUUUUUUUUAAACAGUGUCGAUUCCGUAGUUUAAUCAUUAUGGAUCCAUCAUCAAUUCCGUCACCACCAAAACUGCAGGUGGCGCAUGUGCUCGCUGAUCUUAACACCCUCAAACAAGCAGUUCGUCAUCUCCACAACUCCAUCUCUCUGUCCAUGUCUACUCCUAUGCCCCUCCACCCGCGCACUUAAGACGUUACAAUAUUCUGUGGCUUUGGAGAUAUUUACCCGCAUUUCCGCCUACAAUACCAAUUAUUUCCCUGAUUUUACGUGCUAACCAGUCUUUCGUGUAGCCUCCUAAAGCCACCCUCUCCUUCCUACGCACCCUCUCCACCAUUUCAGCCGACAUACACGAAAGGAAAACAUCGAUCCAUUCACAGCCAGUGCCGACAUUUGAUCGCCUCGGCCGCCGUAUACCUUCCACCCCCCAUGUUAUCCAGCCGCCCUCCGCGUUCCAAUCCCCAUCUCCUCCGCUUAGGAAACGCUCAUCUAUGGAAUCAAUUGAUCUUCCAGAAACCGAGGAAGCAAAGGCAGAGAGUCGAGAACGACGUCUUGAGAGGACAAGUAGCGGGGUAUGUUAUAGAAUUUAUACUGUUAACUCAAAGCGAUAGCUAAUGAGUUAUAUCCCAGAAAGAUGAGGAGUCCAUGCGGGCGAAGACAUUACUGGCGUAUUACAAUAAUCGAGACAAGCUACAGGAGAAGGGUGAAAAGGGAUUAGCAUUAUCACAGGAAAGGGUUAAUAAGGCGUUAAACGAACAGGCAGAAAAGAGACACCAGGUGAGGAAAAGAGCUUCUGUUGGAAGACUUGGAGUACCGGAUACGGCUAGUUACUUUUAACACAUAAAUUUGAACAUUCAAAUACAAUGAAUGAAAAUUCUCAAUGCUGUUCAUAAGAAGUCCACUUGAUAUUC
Molecule: messenger RNA, 1006 nt
Organism: Sclerotinia trifoliorum
Lineage: Eukaryota; Fungi; Ascomycota; Leotiomycetes; Helotiales; Sclerotiniaceae
Source: the annotation of a GenBank genome assembly